Aureobasidium uvarum is the source of this 1911-nucleotide messenger RNA. The record is from the annotation of a GenBank genome assembly. NCBI's taxonomy places the organism in Eukaryota, Fungi, Ascomycota, Dothideomycetes, Dothideales, Saccotheciaceae.
CAAGCUUGCGAGCCGUGUUCGAGGCGGAAGGUGCGAUGCGACAAACAACAGCCAUGCUCAAACUGCAAGCGGAGAAAGCAGGACCAAUGUACCUACCCCGAGGUACAACCCAUUGACCGCAUCAAANAACUAGAAUCCCUUGUCAGAAGUCUCGGUGGAGAUCCGAACACUGAUGAAAGUCGUCCAUCAAAACGUGCAAGGACAGGCCCUUCUUUUGUUGAGUCUCGGGAUGCCGAGGAUGCUCGCGACACCACCGAGGCCGAACGCGGCCAACCUAUUAUGCUUGAACAGAACGGACAGUCAUAUUAUGUCGAAUUGGAAGCCUGGCAUUCUCAUGUUGGUCAAGACGAGGAUCAACAAAAUGGACACAAUCAUGAUGUCUUGAUGAGUCGACCACUGGUCUCCAGAACAAAACCCGAUGCCCUGAAAGGUCUCAUGCGCAUCGAUUAUGCUAUAGGUCUCUCAUCACAGCAUCCUUCCAUAGAGGACGCCAAUUUCCUGUGGGACAGAUUUGAACGUAAUGCAAACCCGUUGAUCAAAAUUGACUUUGAUUGGGCUCUCAAGCAAGUACGGUCCAAUGCGACGACCUUUGAGGGUCGAAUGCAACUCAAAGAUGAGGAUCAUGCUUUUGUGUUCUGUGUUUAUCUAUUGAGCAUCGUCAGUAUACCUGAAGAAGAGUGUACAAAAGUCUUGCGCCAACCGAAACAAGUUCUGCUUUCCCACUACCAGGCAAUUUGCGAGCAGGCAUUGUCGCGCAGCAAUAUCUUUUGCAUCACAGAUGUCAUCAUCAUCCGAGCAAUACUUCUCUACAUCGCUGCCUCCAUGGAGAGGUUGAGUAUCCAAAGUCUCUUCUCACUCAUGGGUCUUACGAUACGCAACGCGGAGAAGUUGGGUAUUCACCGCGACGGCACUCUGCUUGGUCUAAGUCCAGUAGAGACUGAGAGUCGUCGUCGACUGUGGUGGCACUUACAGCAUCUCGAUCUCGCUUUAGGUGUCCGUUGUGGAACCACACCACUCACACUCAUGGCUGCGUGGGACGCUCGGGUGCCCCUCAACAUCGAUGACAGCGAUAUCCAGCCCGGCAUGACAGAACCUCCACCGGAGCGGAAAAGUCUGACAAGCUUAUCAUAUUGCUUAUGGACGUACUGGAUUGUGUCACAACAGCGAGACUUCUUCAAGGAGAACAACGGCAAACUCGGUAUCUCGUGGGCGAGUAACAAGACUGUAUCCCAUGCCAAGAAGAAUACUCUUCUAGACAUCAUGGAAGACGGUCUGAAUAAGAAGUUUCUCCAGUAUUGCGACCCUAUCAAGCCGCUCGAUAUCAUGGUACAACUCACCUCUAGGGCAUUGAUCUGUACCAUGCGCAUGUUUACCUUGCACCCAAUGUCUUUCAGUGGCAGCGCAAAUAUGACCGAUGCAGAACGACACUCCCAGCUCGUGGAUGCGGCGAUCAAAUCAUUGGAGUACAACAUUGCGCUCAAUUCUCGACCGGAGAUACAGCGUUUCCACUGGUUCAUCAAUGGAUACUUCCAGUGGCAUGCANUCGUUAUAGUCGAAGUCAUGCAACUCAAAGGCUCGCCCAAAGCUCAACGCAUCUGGGACUUGCUAUCCGAUCUCUACACAUACAACAAGAACCUACUCGAGCUAUCCGAGGAUCGAAGGAAACUUCAUGCGGCAGAGUUGAUCACCAGUGCUUGGAAAGCUCAUCAGUCGGUCACCCCUUCUGCCACAACUCCAUUGUGUGUCUCUGUACUGGAAAAACUUCUCCAGGACAGGCAUACAGAUGUGACACAGACACAAUGUGAGAUUUUCGGGCAGCCUUUGGAACCUGUGAUGACUGAUGAGGAUCUCAAUGUCAUCCUUGGUCUCGAAUUCGAAGAUAUAGAUUGGGGCUUCUGGGCGGGUAUGGAA